AUGCCACUGUCAGACUUCCUAGCUGGUUUGAAGGACAACCCGUACUUCGGGGCAGGGUUUGGACUGGUGGGAGUCGGCGCAGGUCUGGCUGUACUCAGGAAGGGGUCCCAGUUUGGAAUGGUGGCAUUCAGACGACACUGUAUGAUCACUCUGGAAAUUCCCAGCAAGGACAAGAGCUACCAUUGGCUGCUUCAGCGGAUUACCCAGAAUGCCCAGAGAACACAGCACCUGAGUGUAGAUACGACAUUCCAGCAGCACGACAGUGGGAAAAUCAGUACCAGAUUCGACUUCGUGCCCAGCCCUGGUACACACUUCUUCUGGUAUAAGAACAACUGGAUCAGAAUAGAGAGAACGAGAGAGAAGCAGAUGGUUGACCUGCACCACGGCACACCCUGGGAGACUGUCCAGCUCACGGCACUCGGCAGGAACCGCGAAAUGUUCUUCGAGAUUUUAAAUGAAGCGAGAGAACUAGCCUUACAGAGAACAGAGGGUAAAACAGUGAUGUACACAGCCAUGGGUCCUGAGUGGAGACAGUUUGGUUACCCCAGGAAGAGACGACCUCUCAGCUCAGUCAUCCUGCACGAGGGCCAGGCAGACAGGAUCCUACAGGACGUUAAGGAGUUCAUCAGUAACCCCAAGUGGUACACUGACAGGGGUAUUCCAUACAGAAGAGGUUACUUACUGUACGGCCCUCCAGGCUGUGGAAAAAGCAGCUUUAUCACAGCCCUGGCCGGUGAGCUUCAGUACAGCAUCUGUCUGAUGAACCUGAGUGAACGUGGUUUGUCUGAUGACAGACUGAACCACCUCCUGAGUGUGGCUCCUCAGCAGAGUAUCAUACUACUGGAGGACAUAGACGCAGCCUUCGUCAGCAGAGAACUCACACCACAAGAGAAGGCGGCGUACCAAGGCAUGGGGAGACUGACCUUCAGUGGCCUACUGAACGCCUUGGACGGAGUGGCUUCAACAGAGGCCAGGAUUGUGUUCAUGACCACCAACUUUAUUGACAGGUUGGACCCAGCUCUCAUCAGACCAGGUCGUGUGGAUAUGAAGGAGUACAUCGGCCACGCCAGCGAACACCAGCUCAGGGAAAUGUUCCGCAGGUUCUAUCCUGACCAACCACAGGCAAGGUCACAGGAGUUUGCCAGCAAGGUCGCUGCACAUGGAAAGGACAUAAGUAUAGCACUGGUCCAAGGUUUCUUCAUGCUCAAUAAGUCAGAUCCUGAUGCUGUUAUAGAAAAUAUAGACAAGAUGUGGACAUAGAAGUGAACAGAAUUUUAUUUCUAUAGGUUGCUCAUCAUAAUGUUCACAAUUACCUGCAAGCAAAAUGUCGAAGUUGAAUUUUGCUCAGGCAAGUUGCUGAGUCUCCAAGAUAAAGGAAACAAGGCUUUUUUACUGCUACAAAAUUGGAACAAUUUGUUUAUAGAUCUAUUAUCAGUACAUGUG
Molecule: messenger RNA, 1443 nt
Organism: Branchiostoma belcheri (Belcher's lancelet)
Lineage: Eukaryota; Metazoa; Chordata; Leptocardii; Amphioxiformes; Branchiostomatidae
Product: mitochondrial chaperone BCS1-like
Biological process (GO): mitochondrial respiratory chain complex III assembly; protein insertion into mitochondrial inner membrane from matrix
Cellular component (GO): mitochondrial inner membrane
Molecular function (GO): ATP binding; ATP hydrolysis activity
Source: RefSeq, a predicted model, not a curated record